Molecule: messenger RNA, 2070 nt
Organism: Jaminaea rosea
Lineage: Eukaryota; Fungi; Basidiomycota; Exobasidiomycetes; Microstromatales
Product: MFS general substrate transporter
Exons: 2
Coding region: 144-1832 (562 amino acids)
Biological process (GO): transmembrane transport
Cellular component (GO): membrane
Molecular function (GO): transmembrane transporter activity
Source: RefSeq, a predicted model, not a curated record
CGCGCCUUCCCUGCAAGAUGGGAGCGGACUGCGAGACGAGCAUCGGCGUCGUGCAGCGGGACAAGCGGAAUGAGAAGAAGGGUCAAAUCGGGAGCCUUUUUUGACUCUUACCCGUCACGUCACCCCCACGCAGAGAGGGGAGCAUGGCCAUUCAAGAGCACGAGGAUGCAUCAUCAUCAAGACGGCAAUCAUCUACGAGCGAUCCAAGCAGCAGCGCGGGCCGCGGUGAAAUCGCAGCCGGUCAGCAGUCCGGCCUACGUGACGACGACUUGGUGUCACGACUCUCCCCCACGGAGUACUCUCAGCUCUCGCGCUCCGUCCUCUGGAAGACCGAUCUCCAAGUGACGCUCCUCGCCGCCCUCCUCUUCCUGUGGUCCUUCCUGGAUCGCUCUAACAUCGGUCAAGCAAAGCUGCUCGGUCUCGCAACGCAGCUCAACCUCUCUCCUCAUGAUUAUUCGGUGGCCCUCACCGUACUCUAUGUGCCCUACAUCGUCUUCGAGCUGCCCUCUAACCUUCUGCUCAAAAGGGUCGGGCCCGCGCGCCUGAUCCCUGCUCUGGUGACCGCCUGGGGGAUCGUGGCUACUUUGCAGGGCAUAGUCAAGACGAGGACUGGCUUGUACAUCAAUCGCUUCUUCCUCGGCCUGGCAGAGGCGGGCAUCCUACCCGGCAUCGUCGUCUACUUCUCUUUCUUCUACCGCCCCGAGGAGAUCCAGCUCAGGCAAGCACUCAACUUCUCUGGCGCUUCGUUGGCGGGUAGUCUGGGUGCAUUGCUCUCUGCGGCCAUCUCUCCUUUGCAUGCUGGUGGCUUACAGCCGUGGUCCUGGUUGUUCAUCAUCGAAGGCAUAGCCACGGUCUUGUUCGGCCUGGCGAGCUUCUGGUUGCUCCCGAACGGGCCGGAAAAGCUGAAGGGGGUGACUGAGCUGGAGAGACAGGUGGCGGUGCAUCGCGUCAAAGGUGGGCAGGCGACUUUUGCUGCAGUGAAGGGAGGGCAAGAAGAGCAGGGAGAGACGGCGACUGUCGUCGGUGAUGGCGCCUCACCUUCUAGCGAGAAGGAGAGCGGUAAGCCGCAAGGCAACGCCGACCUCGCACGCCACCUUUCCACCUUCAACCGCGGCGACGUGCUUCGCACCUUCGUAGACCCCUUCGUCUGGCUGCUGGGCUGUGUCCACUUCUGCUCCGCAGUGGGCGUCUACUCGGUCGCCUUCUUCGCACCGACUAUCGUCAAGUCGCUCAACCUCAAAAAUGGCCAGCUCACAUUGGCCGAGUCCCUACUUCUGGUCACCCCGCCGUACGCCUUGGCCUUCCUGGUGUCCAUUGCUCUGGCCUUGGCUGCGGAUAGGUACAGGCUGAGAGGCCCGUCGACGGCAGUGAGCUUCUUGCUUGCGACGAUAGGCUUCGCUAUGGCGUAUGGGUCGAAUGGAAGCGCGGGCGUGGCGUAUGCUGGGCUGAUGCUCAUCGCUGCGGGAGCGUACUCGGGUCCAUCGGCUACGCUCAGCUGGGUGAGCGUGGGCACGGCGAGCCAUUACAAGCGAGCCACCUCCGCUGCCCUGAUGAUCGUCCUGACGAACAGCGGCGGUAUUGCCUCAACCUGGCUCUGGAAUGGGACGCUACGCCGAGGCUACCUCGUCUGCCUCAUCAUUCAUAUCGCAGGGGUGGUCUUCACCGUCCUCACAGACCUGUACGUCUUCUACGAUCGACGUGCGAGGAAGGUGGAGGGAAGCAGGAGUAAGGUGAAGCUCGAGGAGGCGCGACAGCGAUACUCUGGCGCGAGCGAGGAGCAGCUGAGAGAGUUGCUCGGUGAUCAGCACCCGGACUUUGUGCUCGAGUUGUAGGGGCCUUCGCAUCGUCGUGCUAAUGGAUCUGAUGCUGCAUUGAAAGUGGAAGAGAGGAUAUAGACAAAGAUCGAAAGCGCUCCUUCUCCGUCGGCUCAGCUAGCUGAAGUACAGAUCGACGAACAUGGUCAACAACCCGAGGAUAAUCUCCAGCACGAUUAGGAUAAUAACGAUAAUCUCCAGGCUCUCACUAUGCCUGCUCGUCACCUGAUCCUUGAGCAACUGCAGCAUAUCUUGC